Amyelois transitella is the source of this 2300-nucleotide messenger RNA. RefSeq lists its product as uncharacterized. The record is from RefSeq and is a predicted model, not a curated record. NCBI's taxonomy places the organism in Eukaryota, Metazoa, Arthropoda, Insecta, Lepidoptera, Pyralidae. The transcript is spliced from 2 exons. Bases 29 to 2056 code for a protein of 675 amino acids.
CGUUAUCAACCUUCUAAUUGUCAAUUUCAUGGAAAUAAAAAUACUAUACUUCAACGGAAAUAGGCGCAGGCUGUGGUCAAGUUAUAACGUGUUUGUUUGCACCAUAAUUGAACAUUUAAGUGGACAAGAAAAUAUGUUAAGAAAACUAAUUGUAAGACGCAAAACUUUUCUUGUUUUACUUUGCACGUUUUUUGGAAGCAGCUUUUUAUUUUUGCCUUUCGAGGCCGGUGAAAACACUGCAAUUCCUGGCAUAGAUUUGGACUACCAAUUAUUUGAGUCUGCAGAUUUCAAACAACAAUUCACAAUUAAAACUCAGGGCUGCAAAAUUCCGGCGAUGACUCCAUUGGACUCUAGUAUCAAAGAGUAUGUUAUUUCACCAAAUCCUGAGAAGUGCGAUGAUCCCUCCACAGUUAUGCUGGAUCAUAAUAAAACACACAUAUGGACAAAGAAAGAAAUAGUUCAACAGUAUAAUAACCUAACAUGUUCCUAUGAAGCUUUUAAUCGAACGCAAUUUGUAUGUAUAGGAUCAGAUUCGGUCGACGAAAGAGUACAAUACGGUAAACCCACAAAUUUCACAGACCAUAUCAGAGUGAAUGAUGAAUUUGUAUGUGUCACAUGUUACAACUCAAGUAUAGAAAUUCACAAGCAGUUCUUUUUAUUUGCAGUCAAGAAAGAGUUUAAGGCACAUAAAGGUAUUAAAGAAUUAGGGAGUAAUGGAAUUGGGUACAAUGUUUUAGUCAUGGGAAUAGAUGCAGUUUCAAGAUUAAAUCUAUAUAGAACAAUGCCAAAAACAGUGAAAUACAUGAAAAAUUACAGUGCAAUUGAAUUAAUGGGGUACAACAAGGUGGGGGACAAUACAUUUCCGAACUUAAUUCCUAUGCUGCUAGGUAUCUCCGUAGAAGAGUUGCCAAAGAUUUGUCUGCCGCAUAAGGAUUCCACAUUCGAUAAUUGCCCAUUUGUAUGGGAGUGGUUUAAAAAAGCCGGCUACUACACUGCUUUAGGUGAAGACAGUUCGUGGCUUGGAACAUUCAACUAUUUAAGAGGCGGAUUCAUCAACACUCCCACUGAUUAUUACCUUCAUACAUUCAUAAGUGAAGUAGAAAAAAAUGUAAAACGCCAAAAUAAGAGAAUAUGCUCGAAUGACAAAUAUAUUUUUCAAAUAUUAUUAGACUACGUAGAAGACGUGACCGCCAGGUUAGAAUCCUCCAAAUUAUUUGGUUUCUUUUGGGAAAUUACUAUGAGCCACGACUACCUCAACGACGCUGCAGUUAUGGACAAAAGUUAUGUUACUUUUUUGAAGAAGUUAGAAGAAAAUAAAUAUUUAGAAAAAACUAUUCUGAUUUUAGUCAGCGACCACGGUAUGCGAUGGGGACCGAUUAGAUCCACCAAACAAGGUCGGCUAGAAGAGCGCUUGCCUUUUGUGUUCAUGUUAGCGCCGCCCUCUUUUCGAGAUAAAUAUUCCGAAGCUUACAAGAAUCUUAAAACAAAUAGUAAACGUCUCACUACACCGUUUAAUAUACACGCUAUGUUAGAAGAUUUGGUAAAUCUAGACAAUAUAAGUAAUGAGAGGAUAUUAUCAAGAAGUAGAGAGAAUUAUUGGCGACACAGGAACAUAAGUUUAUUUUUACCAAUACCUAGUAAUCGGACAUGUCAGCAUGCUGGCAUUAGGGAUCACUGGUGCACUUGUCACGAGGAUGUCCCUAUCUCAACAGAAAGUUUACUAGUGAAGGAGGCAUCAGAAUAUUUGAUAAAGAAUAUGAAUCAGUUAUUAAAUCCACAUAAAAUAUGUGCCCAAUUGAGUAUAGUUAGACUGAUGGAAGCUAGAGAAAUGAUUACAGAUAACACUGAAGAAAACGAAAAAGGAUGGAAGGAGUUUUUGAUUGUGUUGCAAACUAGACCAGGCGAUGGGGAAUUUGAGGCCACAGUGCGGCACCGGGAAGACGGGCAGUGGGCGGUGACAGGGCAAGUCAGCAGACUCAAUCUGUAUGGAAACCAAAGCUAUUGCAUUGAUGACAACUUGCUCAAAUUGUAUUGUUACUGUAAGAAACCAAUAUGAAAAGGGAUUUUAAAGGACUUGAUGUAUGCUCCCAUCACCCGUUUUCAAGAAAGCUGCAGAUGAAUUAUGAAACGAGAAGAUGUAAAAAUCAGUAUAGAAAAAUAGAUGUUAGUUUUGUUAUACAGUUGUAUCUUUUAAUAUUUUUUGUUCUUUCCGCCACCGUAAGAGAUAAUGGAGCGAUUAAAUGUAUUAAUGUGUAAACCGUAUGUGUAUUAUUUAUUUUGUUUCAAAAAGUUUAAAUAAU